AGAGUAAAAAAAAAAACACGUACCGGUAACACACCUUCUUGGUGUAAAUCUCUUGAUCUAGAUGCCCUAGUCUUUUUUGUUUUAGAAUUAAAGUUUAAUGAGAAUAUUUAGGCCUCAACUAUUUAGAUUUCAAGCCAAAAUGACUCAACUUAUAGAUGCAACGAAAGCAAAAGAAAUAAUAAAUUCUGUCGAUAAUUUUUUGUUUGAUUGUGACGGAGUGUUGUGGGAUGGAACUGGCAAAAUUGAGGGAAGCUUAGAAACAAUACUGAAGCUAAAAGAACUGGGUAAAAAAGUCUUCUAUGUAACAAACAACAGUGCGAAAACUCGUGCUGAUUAUAUGGUAAAGUGUAAAGAAUAUGGAUUUCCAGCAGAAGAGAAUGAGAUAGUCUGUACAGCUUUUAUUGCAGCACAGUACCUUAAGACCAUUGGGUACAAAGAUAAAGUUUAUCUUAUAGGUAAAGAUGAUUCUAUUGGGAAAGAAUUGCAAAAUGCAGGAAUUAACUACACUGGGACAGGUCCUGAUACAUUGGUUGGGAAUGGUUACGAAGAUUGGCUGAGAGAUAUUAAAUUAGAUCCUGAGGUGAAAUGUGUCGUUGUUGGAUUUGACCCCCACAUCAGUUACAUGAAAAUAAUGAAGGCAGCAAGUUACCUGACCAAUCCUGACUGCUUGUAUGUGGCCACCAAUGAAGAUGGGUCACUGCCAGUCAAAGAGAAAAAUAUAUGUAUACCAGGAACCGGUUGUAUGGUUUUGCCAGUCACUGUAGCAGCUAACAGACCACCAAUCCUUAUGGGUAAACCAGAGACAAAUAUGUUUGAAGUACUUAGGCAAGUUCAUAACCUUGAUCCAUCCAGGUGUAUGAUGACCGGUGAUAGAAUCAGCACAGACAUAGUGUUUGCUAAAAGAUGUGGUAUUCGCUCCUGUCUUGUUUUGUCUGGGAUAUCUACCAUUGAUGAGAUCAACACACCGGAGCGAGCAGGUCCCAAAGCUGAAAGUGAUAAACAGCCAGAUUAUUAUGCACAAAAGCUGGCAGACUUUGGAAAAUAUCUAUAACAUCUUAUUUUAGAUAGCCAUCUUAAAAGUGAUUUAUUUAUUUAUUUUACAUUUUAUAGAACUAUUCCAAGUUCAUAUACAUUUCAACCCAUUAUAGUAAUAUUUAUCACAAGGAGGUGCUAAAUGUUAUAUUAACUAAUUAUGUCUUUCAAAAUAAGGUUUUAGAUAAAUCCAUUAAUACUUUUGUACAUUUGAUAUGCUGCUUCAAGUCAUUAAAAUAAGUUCAGAAUUAUUUUAUUUUUAAAAAGU
This is a messenger RNA of Physella acuta, 1300 nucleotides long. Its product is annotated as glycerol-3-phosphate phosphatase. Gene Ontology annotation, molecular function: phosphatase activity. NCBI's taxonomy places the organism in Eukaryota, Metazoa, Mollusca, Gastropoda, Physidae. Gene Ontology annotation, cellular component: cytoplasm. The record is from RefSeq and is a predicted model, not a curated record.